AAAUACACAUGUCUCCAAGUAUUUACCUUUAAAUGCAGUAGUAAUAAACUUGCACCUGGAGAACAAGUAAAAAAUAAUCAAGAAAAAGUCAAGGUUUUGAUAGUUUGCAGGCAAGUCGUGAGAUGGCGAAUGAGAAUACACCAAGUGAAAUGGAUAGAACUGAAGCAGCUCCUCUAACAAGUGAACGUAGAUAUGGAGUAUUCAGAGCAGGAUUGGCAGCAGCAUUGAUUCUAAUUGUGGUACUGGCAGGAGCAGGUAUUGCUCUUCUCUUUGGAAUUCGUGAUGGGAGAAUUUUAUUGGGGAUUCUAUUGCUACUGAUGUUAUUGAGUGCAACAAUAGCCCACUUGUGGUUCUGGUGGCUGCAUCGUAAAGCCGCAAAAAGGCGAGAACGUGCAGCUAAUGAAUGGGUAUCGUCUACUCUAUCUCGACAGGCAACUUUAAUUGGUUCCAAUCAAGGGACUUCGAAUAAUUUAUCAGAUCUCCGAUAUGAGAAAUUAUCACAAAAAUCCUCAUCAAGACAUGAACCCCCACCGGGUUAUCAUAUUGUGGAACAAAAUAAUUGAUAGCAACUAAUGAGACUUGGACUGAAUUCAGAAUAUAGGCUUAGGUAAAUGUGUCAUAUUUUAUGAGUAAACGUGGAGUUAUUGAUACUAAAUUUAAACCUAAAAACAAAGUUUAAUCAUGGAUUUGGGUCUUAAGAUAUCAAUAAUUAAAUGAUUUUAUUACCAUUAAAAUGGAGUUUUAGAGUUUUAAGAUCAUUUGUAUUUUUAUAAUAUCACACAUUGCCUUAAUUAUUUUUCUAGCCUCCUUUAGAAUGUAUUUUAUAUAUUGUUGAUGUGAAAAAAGUUUAAUAAA
Messenger RNA from Chelonus insularis, 855 nucleotides. RefSeq lists its product as uncharacterized. Lineage: Eukaryota; Metazoa; Arthropoda; Insecta; Hymenoptera; Braconidae. Bases 123 to 563 code for a protein of 146 amino acids. The record is from RefSeq and is a predicted model, not a curated record. The transcript is spliced from 3 exons.